AUGGAUUUUGCCUCAACAACUUUAGUAUUUCAUUCUAUUAAAGAGGUUGAAGAUUUCUAUGGUCAGUAUGCAUAUAAAACUAGAUUUUCAAUCAAGAGUAUGUUGAAGUCGAAGAAUAAUUCAAAGAAUAAGAAGUCGGAUAAGAUACAUUACAUACGUUAUGUUUGUAACAAAGAAGGUUUUAAGAAAGGAAGUUUGCUUAAUCCGAACAACAAGCCAAGAUCAGACAGUCCGGUUGUUAUUGAAUUUGAAAAAGUGAAAGAGAGACCGGAGGAAAGGGUUGGUUGUAAAGCUGGAAUAUAUCUCAAGUUGGAUGAAGCAUUGAAUGUUUAUAAGAUAUAUAGAUGGGAAGGGACACACUGUCAUUCACUACAUAGAAAAGAGCAUCACCGUUACCUCAGAUCAUUCCGAGAAGUAAAUGAAGUUCAAGGACAACUUGCUUUAAUUAAUUCUAAAGCUGGAAUGUCGAUGAGGACGUCUUAUGAAGUCAUGGGUCAAGGAGUUGGAGGCACGGAGAAUCUCCCAUUUCGAUUUUCGGACUUAAAGAAUUAUUUGAUGACAAUUCGUUCAAAGGAGAUGAUGAGGGGUGAAGCAACUGUAAUUCAAGAGUUUUUUAGGAAUGAAGCUAUGUCGAAACCAUCUUUUUAUUAUGAUAUGCAAGUUGAUGCUGCAGAAGACAUAGCUAGCAUUUUUUGGGAAGAUGGAAUUAUGCAACUGGAUUAUUCUUUAUUUGGCGAUGUCAUCAGUUUCGUUACAAUGUACCGAACAAACAAUCAAUAUUGUCCAUUAGCCGCCUUUCUUGGUUUUGACAAUCAUCGCAAGAGUGUCUUAUUUGGUGCUGCCUUACUGUAUGAUGAGACAGCUGCUACUUUUCAUUGGUUAUUUACCGCAUUCUUAAAGUGCAUGUCUAAUAAGAAACCACAGACGAUAUAUACAGACCAGGCUACUGCGUUGUUGAAGUCAGUUCCGAAUAUUUUUCAAGGUGUUUUCCAUGGUCUUUGUUCGUGGCACAUGUCAGAGAAUGCAAAGAAAAAUCUCGGUACUCGUGCGAACAGUUCCUUUUUUGAUGAGUUAACUAAUUUGAUUUCAAAUGUAGAAGACGAAUCAGAUUUUGACUACAAUUGGGAUCGGAUGAUGAAAAUUUUUUUUGAUGGAAGGCCUAUUUCAGACUGGACAUGA
This is a messenger RNA of Trifolium pratense (red clover), 1179 nucleotides long. Its product is annotated as protein FAR1-RELATED SEQUENCE 5-like. The record is from RefSeq and is a predicted model, not a curated record. NCBI's taxonomy places the organism in Eukaryota, Viridiplantae, Streptophyta, Magnoliopsida, Fabales, Fabaceae. The transcript has 2 exons. Gene Ontology annotation, biological process: regulation of DNA-templated transcription. Bases 1 to 1179 code for a protein of 392 amino acids.